This is a messenger RNA of Mollisia scopiformis, 1849 nucleotides long. RefSeq names its product MFS transporter-like protein. The coding region runs from base 131 to 1468 and encodes 445 amino acids. Gene Ontology annotation, cellular component: membrane. NCBI's taxonomy places the organism in Eukaryota, Fungi, Ascomycota, Leotiomycetes, Helotiales, Mollisiaceae. The transcript has 3 exons. Gene Ontology annotation, molecular function: transmembrane transporter activity. Gene Ontology annotation, biological process: transmembrane transport. The record is from RefSeq and is a predicted model, not a curated record.
UUGCAGGAUGGGUCUCCUGUACCCCUCCAAUUCGAUCGAGCGCUGGAAAGACGAGUCGUCAGGAAGAUCGACUUGCACUUGAUACCGCUUGUGAUGAUUCUCUGUGCGUAACAUACAGGAAUUGGCACAUAUGCUAGCUAACAAGUGGAUUGCAGACCUUCUGGCAUAUCUCGAUCGCUCGAACAUUGGAAAUGCAAAAAUUGCCGGCAUGCAAGAGGCUCUCAAGCUCGACUCCGGAAGCUACGCAUGGCUUCUCACGAUUUUCUACAUAUCCUAUAUCGUCUUCGAGCCAUUGGCAUUGAUGUGGAAGAUCAUCCCGCCACACAUAUGGGGCUGUUUUUGUGUGCUGGGUUGGGCAGUCUGCGGUACAUUACAAGCAGCUACAUUCAAUUGGUCAGGAAUGAUGGCCGUGAGGUUCUUCUUGGGAGCAUUUGAAGCUUCAUUCGCACCAGGGAUUACGUACCUUCUCUCCUUCUUCUACCUUCGGAACGAGCUUGGACUUCGCUGCGGUCUAUAUCUUAGUGCGGCUCCCUUGGCAACGUGUUUUGCCGGUGCACUUGCGUACGGAAUCACGUCUGGACAUCCACAUGGCAUAUCUUCUUGGCGACUGUUGUUCCUCGUGGAAGGAUUGCCAUCUUUGGUCGCAGGUGUGGCAACAUGGUUUCUCAUGCCAGACAGUGCAGAAACCGCCAAGUUUCUGACCGAGGAAGAAAAAGCUGUUGCAAAAGCACGCUCUGUUCGUCAAGUUGGAAAGGAUCAAAAUGUCAGAAUACACGGCAUCAAUGGGCGAGAUGUUGGACAUGCCAUACUCGACUUCAAACCAUGGAUUAAUGCUUUGAUGUAUUUCUCCUGCAACGUAUCCUUCGCCAGUCUUCCGGUCUUCCUUCCUACUAUCCUUGCAGCUAUGGGGUUUUCAAACAUCAAUGCACAAGGUCUCUCGGCACCACCAUACUUCCUCGCCUUUCUCGUAGUCCUCGUCUCCUGCUGGUUUGCCGACAAAACUGCUCAGCGUGGCUUUACCAUUCUCUUUCUGUCCCUACUUGGAGCUGCGGGUUACAUUAUGCUGGCAGUCUCGAGCAGCACUGGUGUCAGAUACGCUGGUGUCUUCCUGGCCGCUGCUGGUAUCUUCCCAUGCAUUGGCAAUAUCCUUCCUUGGGUGAUGAACAACCAGGGCAGCGAUACCAGAAGAGGGACUGGAAUCGCUAUCAUCAAUGUAGUAGGACAGUGUGGGCCACUGCUUGGUACACGAUUAUAUCCCAGUAGCGAGGGACCGUAUUACAGGAAGGGUAUGUGGGUUUGUGCAGCCUUUAUGCUCUUCAAUGGCUUUCUGGCCAUGUUGUUACGGGCGUUGUUGGUGUGGGAGAACAAAAAGCUGGACGCAAAGUACAGCCCGGUAAUCCAUCAAAAGGGAGGAGAACCAGAAGAAGGUGAGGAGAAUGAGGGCCCACGAUUUCGGUACAUCCUUUAAGAUGAGUUAUAAUUACGACUAUCUAUGAGAUUAUAUACCAUGUCCAUGCACCUCUCUGCAUGCUUGUGCGUUGCCUCUUCGUUUCUAGUCUAUACUGUCGUCCCGUCUAUAUUCCCAAAACGCCGUCUCUAUGCCGCUCUAAGCAGGUCUAUAUGCAAAUCCUCUUUCCCAAGUCUAUCCAAUCUCUUCCAACGCUUACAAAGCAAAAGCAAACUUCCCCUUCAUCCUCAACUUCUCCCCAUACUUCCAAAACAGAAUCGGAAACGGCACCAUAGCCAACGACAAAAAGGCCAACAAACUGGUCGCCCAAUCCACCCCCAAGUUGACAUACAUAUACGUCGCGAACAGCGGGAAUCCCGCAGCCAUGAGCGCCCUCGCACA